ACACAGCUCCUCAGCCUCCCCUCUCUCACCACUUCCGUUCUCCUCUCUCCCCUUCCAUCUCGGUGUCCCCUUAUCUUUCACUCAAAUGCGCCAUUCAUACACACGCAUUCAUCCAUACCCCCAGCUCUCAUACCGUCCCCGCUCCUCCUCCUUGCUGCCUUGUCUUCCACCGUCGGUCCCUGCCACAGGUGCUUGCCUCCGUGCCCUCUCGCUAGCGCACCACCAGCACACACUGCCCCUAGCUGUUGACAGCACUCCUAACACCUCCAUGCCGCAUUGGCCCUCGCCCCUCUCCGCACUGUGUGUGCCACUCACUGCCCACCAGCCUUCCACUCCCCCACCCCGCUCCUCUUCCUCCUCCACCAUCUCUUCUUCCUCCUCCUCCUCCUCCUCCUCCUCCUCCUCCUCCUCCUCCUCCUCCUCCUCCUCCUCCUCCUCCUCCUCCUACUCCUCCCCCUCCUCCUCCUCCUCCUCCUCCUCCUCCUCCUCCUCCUCCUCCUCCUCCUCCUCCUCCUCCUCCUCCUACUCCUCCUCCUCCUCCUCCUCCUCCUCCUCCUCCUCCUCCUCCUCCUCCUCCUCCUCCUCCUCCCCCUCCUCCUCCUCCUCCUCCUCCUCCUCCUCCUCCUCCUCCUCCUCCUCCUCCUCCUCCUCCUCCUCCUCCUCCCCUUCUUCUCCGUCCUCCCGCAGUCCACACUCCUCAGCCCCUCCAGCCUCUACCAACCGUUCGUCAUAUCAGCUGCAGCCACACUCAUUCCCCCCGACGCCUUUCACUGCGCCCCCACACGUUGCUGACACCCAGGUGGGCUCCCCAUGCCUCCCUGCCUGCCUGCCUGGCCAUCCCUGCCUCUCCCCAUGCCCGCCCGCCCUCACACUCACCACAAGCGGGUGUUCCCGCACGUGCCUUCCAUACCUGCGUUUGCCCAAUGUCCCCAUCUGCUCCCCACCUCGUCCCUCACCCCGUUCCGCAACCAUGCUAUCAGGCAUCCCGUUCCCCAGCCUGCCUCUCCCCCCAUUACAUGAGAUCGCACAGCUGCGGCAAGCAGUGCAGGGGUCACCUGGGGAAAUCUCUCUGCUGUUCCAACGAGGCGUGGCGCUGCUGGGAGCGAUCCGCAACUGGGAGGCCAUUGAUGACUUUAAGGCCGUGCUGCUGCUCUCACCACACCACCACAAUGCACGCGCACACCUGUGCCAGCACUACAACCCCACCACAACCACACCCCACCCAACACUCCCCACCCAACACACCCCACCUCCCCCCUCCACCCAGACUCAACCCCUCCCUUUUUCCUCCCCACCCCCCUCCCUCCAACCCCCUCUCCUCGCCCCCACUCUCCCUUUCUCCCCCCUUCCUCCCCCACUCCCCCCUCCCACCCCCUCUCCCCCCUACGUUUUUCUGCUCACCCGCCAGGCACAGGCACUGCUGGAAGCGGGGCGGUGUGAGGAGGCGGUGGGGGAGCUACAGGCAGUGGUGGCGGCGCAGGGGCAGUACUGGCAGGUGCGCGUGGUGCUGGGACAGGCGCUCAUGGUGGCGGGGCACGCCCAGGAGGCCGAUGCUGCUCUGCAGGCUGUCCUGGCCAUGGAUGCACGGUGCGCAUGGUGGCGGGGGCUAACAUUAACAGGGGCAUCCCCUCCGCACGACGCCGAAUCCACUCUACAGGCUGUCCUGAUCAUGGAUGCACAGUGGGCAGGGAGAGGGGUGCUGGAUGGGGGAAUAUGGAGAGGGGGGAGGGGAGAGGAGGGAGGGAUUGGGUGGACUUUUGGGGGACAGUGGUGGGGAGGAGGGGGUGGUGGGGAGAGGGAGUGUGGGAGAGCGAAGGGAUAUCCAGGCCUCCGUGCCUCCUGUCCGAACCCCCCGUUCCCUUCCCUCUACCCUGCCUGCCACCACUCUCUCCUUCCCUUAUGCUUCUCUCAGCUUAACUGCAUCAUCAUCACAUCUCUAGCAAGCACCUUCCUCUCCCCUCUCAGCCCAUCCAUGCCCCAUCCCUCCUUUCCUAUGGUAUCAGACCAUUCUUCUCUUCUCUGUGCUAUUCUUCACAUGCCUUCAUGCGUGCACAGUAUCACUGCCUGCACAGCACUGCACCCGCCCAUCUCAUGCUCCCCUGUCCCUAUGCGCCCAUCGCAUGCAUGCCUCCCACUGUGCCAUCCCACUGUGCCAUCCCUCCUUGCCAUCCCCACCGUGCUUAUCCCACAGCACCGUUCUAUCCACAGCACAACACUCAGCACCUUGCUGCUCCUUGCAGCCAUUCGUGCACUCCUGGAUUUGCCAUGCCAUCCUGCGGCCCUCGCCCACCGCACUCCCCUCACAUUUCCCUCUCCCCACACUGUCCGCCUGCCUGUGCUGCCAUGGCAUGGCAUGGCAGCACUGCUCAUUUCACUGCUCAUCCCACUGCUCAUCCCACUGCUCAUCCCACUGCUCAUCCCACUGCUCAUCCCACUGCUCAUCCCACUGCUCAUCCCACUGCUCAUCCCACUGCUCAUCCCAUUGCUCAUCCCACUGCUCAUCCCACUGCUCAUCCCACUGCUCAUCCCACUGCUCAUCCCACUGCUCAUCCCACUGCUCAUCCCACUGCUCAUCCCACUGCUCAUCCCACUGCUCAUCCCACUGCUCAUCCCACUGCUCAUCCCACUGCUCAUCCCACUGCUCAUCCCACUGCUCAUCCCACUGCUCAUCCCACUGCUCAUCCCACUGCUCAUCCCACUACUCAUUUCCACAGCUCAACCCACUGCUCAUCCCACUGCUCAUCCCACUGCUCAUCCCACUGCUCAUCCCACUGCUCAUCCCACUGCUCAUCCCACUGCUCAUCCCACUGCUCAUCCCACUGCUCAUCCCACUGCUCAUCCCACUGCUCAUCCCACUACUCAUUUCCACUGCUCAUCCCACUGCUCAUCCCACUGCUCAUCCCACUGCUCAUCCCACUGCUCAUCCCACUGCUCAUCCCACUGCUCAUCCCACUGCUCAUCCCACUGCUCAUCCCACUGCUCAUCCCACUGCUCAUCCCACUGCUCAUCCCACUGCUCAUCCCACUGCUCAUCCCACUGCUCAUCCCACUACUCAUUUCCACUGCUCAUCCCACUGCUCAUCCCACUGCUCAUGCCACUGCUGCCACUGCUCAUGCCACUGCUGUUUGUUACUCCCCCCAUUCCCCUCAUCCCCUCUUCCCCUCUUCCCCCACACCUCACCCCCUCUCCCCUUUACCCCCUCACUCGUUCUCCCCAUCCCUUCCCCACACACCACCACCACCACACCACCACCACCACCACCCACACAGGAAGCAUGGAGCAAGCGCCUGCCUCCCUCUGUGCUCUCUCCUGGCUACGAGCUCCAAUAGGAAGGGCACACACAUGGUGGCACAAAAGGGGUUUCAAGACGUUUCAAAACUUCUUUCCAUCCCCUUCCCUUCUCCACACACACACAUUACCACUAACAUCACCGCUGGUGCAGGAAGCAUGGAGCAAGCGCAUGCCGCCCUCCGUGCUCUUCCCCGGCUACGAGCUCCAGAAGGAAGGGCGCGCACAUGGUGGCACAAAAAGGGCAGGCACAGGAGGGGAGGAUGAUGCGGUGCUGCCGCCCGCUGUGCUGCAGCUGGUGGGGGCGGCUGAGAAGCUGGGCGCACUCAUAGUGUACGACUGGCACGGAUUUCUGCCCAACAUGCGCCAGUACCGCAUGGCAGAGCUGGCAAUGAUGGACAUUCUUUCAGGCGCCUUAACAAGUCUAUCCCCUCCCUCUCCUCCCUCUCCUCCCUCUCCCCUCCUUCUCCCCUCCUUCUCUCCUCCUUCUCUCCUCCUUCUCUCCUCCUUCUCUCCUCCUUCUCUCCUCCUUCUCUCCUCCUUCUCUCCUCCCUCUCCCCUCCUUCUCUCCUCCUUCUCUCCUCCUUCUCUCCUCCUUCUCUCCUCCUUCUCUCCUCCUUCUCUCCUCCUUCUCUCCUCCUUCUCUCCUCCCUCUCCCCUCCUUCUCUCCUCCUUCUCUCCUCCUUCUCUCCUCCUUCUCUCCUCCCUCUCCCCUCCUUCUCUCCUCCUUCUCUCCUCCUUCUCUCCUCCUUCUCUCCUCCCUCUCCCCUCCUUCUCUCCUCCUUCUCUCCUCCUUCUCUCCUCCGUGUGUAAUGAGAGCGAGCAGCAUGCAACACUGGACACGCCACUCAUGAACGGGCAGUCCAUCAACGCACGCUACUCGCCCUACUACAACCGCCGCCGCCCCUCCUCUGCUCUAUCUUGCCUCUCCUCUGCUCUAUCUUGCCUCUCCUCUGCUCUAUCUCGCCUCUCCUCUGCUCUAUCUCGCCUCUCCUCUGCUCUAUCUCGCCUCUUCUCUGCUCUAUCUCGCCUCUCCUCUGCUCUAUCUCGCCUCUCCUCUGCUCUAUCUCGCCCCUCCUCUGCUCUAUCUCGCCUCUCCUCUGCUCUAUCUCGCCUCUUCUCUUCUCUAUCUCGCCUCUCCUCUGCUCUAUCUCGCCUCUCCUCUGCUCUAUCUCGCCCCUCCUCUGCUCUAUCUCGCCCCUCCUCUGCUCUAUCUCGCCUCUUCACUGCUUUAACUCGACCUCUCUGCGGCUCUUUCCUCUUCCUUUCCUCUUUUCGUUUGUCCAUCCCGUCCGUUCUGCUGGCAUGGAACGGCAUGCUGGCAGUGGCAGGGAGUGUGGAGGAGGUGUGGGCAGUGGCAGGUGGAGACUCAUGGGCCACCAUUCCCUGCCAUAGCACCGCAUCCCCUGGGCCCACGUACUACCGGCUGUCCAUCAACGUGUUUGUUACGCAGCAGCGCAUCCAGCAGUACAACCACGAGAUGGACGCCGCAUGGAAGCUGCUCUUCUUUUCUCUCUGCACCUUCCCCCUUUCCCUCCCCCAGAGACUCUGCCCUCACAGGUACCAGUACAGGCCAUUGACCCGCGGCACGGCCAUGGUGGGGUAUGUCAGUGGUAGGUACCAGUACGGGCCAUUGACCCGCGGCACGGCCAUGGUGGGGUAUGUCACCAUGCUGGGGCUGUUCCUGGCAGCGGACAUGCAGGUCACAGCAAAUGCACCACGGGGAUUUCAGGUUGACUGGGAGGCUAUCCUCUCCCCGCACGUGGACUCCUUCAUAGCUGCUGUCUCUCCAUGGCUCGUUCCCUCCAUCGAUUAUGACUGCCCCAUCUUUCACAACCUCUCCUCAGCACCAAUUGCUGAGUCACUUCCGUCUCUCCAGCACGUGAUCCACGCUCUCAGCUACUCUGACAAACCUGCUCCUGCUUUUUGA
Closterium sp. NIES-65 is the source of this 5218-nucleotide messenger RNA. The record is from the annotation of a GenBank genome assembly. NCBI's taxonomy places the organism in Eukaryota, Viridiplantae, Streptophyta, Zygnematophyceae, Desmidiales, Closteriaceae.